Messenger RNA from Chara braunii, 5863 nucleotides. Lineage: Eukaryota; Viridiplantae; Streptophyta; Charophyceae; Charales; Characeae. The record is from the annotation of a GenBank genome assembly.
UUGAUAUUGGGACGUGCUGACUGUUCUGAGUGCAUGUGGGUUCAUUUCCUCCGUGUGUUUCAGGGAAUGGCUACACACGGACGAAGCCGCUCCGCUGGUGGUUCCGCCCCGCAUGGAGAGGAGCGCCGAGGGACGACGUCGUCGCCGGCAAGGGAAACGAGUUGGGGAGGUGGCGGUGGGGAGGAAGAACGGCGGGCUCAAAACUUGUGGUGCGACUACAGCAAACGUGUCUGGUAUUUGGACUGGGCGAGCCAGGACGGAUCUGACCCGUUGCAACCACCGUGCGGGCCGCUCUUGUUCGUCGCAGUUCGCGCCGACAGAACGCGUCUCGCAGGGUCCAUCGUCCAGUGGGUCGACGUUGGCGAAUACAAUUUCAAGUUUACGUUGAAGAGGCAUUACAGAAGUGAUGGUUCCGUCGACGACAUCGCAAAAGGAUGCAAGGUUGCCGGGAGGAUGUUCGGCGGGUACGGCCGGCGUGCGAUGUCUUUGCCGUACUUUGUCGCGCUAGCGCCGGGGCACGAUGAGGCCGUUCACGUGACAAACUUCCUCGAGGUCUGGGCGAGAUCUGGUACCUCUGUCAGUGUCGUGGACGUCGGACCUGGGACAUCGAUCAGUGGUCCUGUUGGGUUCGCGGGAGGAGAGUGCUCUGAAAGGGGGAUGGGAGGUCAGGGUGGCCUGCCAGCUACGCCUCCUGAUCAAGAGGUGGGCAUGUUAGACGACUCGGAGCACGACCAUCCGCGUGCUCCUUCGAAACCGGGCUUGCAUGGAUCUCGCCGCCAAGGUUUGCUUGGGGAGUCGACGCCACGUGGAGGCGGCGAUGGCGAACGGUUGCGACAGGGCUCAGAAUCGACGACUCCUCGUGGUCUGGUCGAAAGGAUUGGUUUGUUCGUUCAUGGCAUGCAGGUGGCCGAGGUUUCGCCUGGAGAUCGCGCGGGUGGUCCGCAGGUUCGAGAGGUGUGUGGGUCAGAUGAGACGACUCGCCGGGCCCGACCUGCGCUUGCGCAACUGCAGACGGAGUUGAGCCUGGAACGAGAAGCAAGUGGGAACGUCGCCGGUGAGGAGGAGGUGUCCGAGCAGGGGCUGUUUCGUGAGAGAUCGGCUGAAAAGACUCAGUCGGGAGGAAAGCGCAACUUGCCGGAUGAGGAAGAGCGAGAGGGAGUAGGUGCUCUGAAAAGGCAAAGAAAGGUAGGAGGGAGUGCUCAGACGCCAACAACACGAGAGGGCGGUUCCGUUGAGAAGAGGAAAAGGGUUGGAGGUGGGGAUGAAACGCCAAAAGACUCGUCGACACGACGAAGAACUGGUGAGUCUUCCAGGAAACGGUCGAAAUCAUCGAGGGGGAAGAAAGAAGAUGAGGGCGACAGCGGGAAGGGAGAUGACGACGUGGACAUUACCCUCAACGCCUUCAACCUCGACAAUGCGUUCUUCCUCGAGAUGCAGACAGGGGUGCAGAGGGACGUCGUGUUGCACAUCCAUCCCGAAAGAAUAUUAGCUAUUCCAGACUGGGAAGACGCGUACAACCACCGAUCCUUGGACGAGUUCCUCGUUGAUACCAUCGCGUCGGCUAUGAUCGAAUGCUACGAACGUAAAGACAUGAGAUACAUGAAGCCCAUUUUCCUUCUUGCUCCGAUUGUCGUGCCUCCAGAGAACAGCGAACCUGCUGUGCACGUGCUGCCUACUGACUUCGACAGCUCACAGCCGGAGAAAAACUGGUAUUAUCCUGUGUGUGGACAGCAUAACGCGAGGAAGGCGAUGAAGGUGAAAGACCAUCCCGUGUUUGAGUACUACAACUUCUGUAAAUGGUCGUUCAGGCUGAUCUACUUCCCUGACGAUGAGUUCGACGGCUAUGCCCAUGUCAGCUGCGAAGACAACAUGAAAGACAAGAAGAAUCGACCGCGCUUGCAGGUUUUGUCUAUGCGGGACAUUCGCAAUAUCUGGAAAAUUAAGGGCAAACCGCGUGUGGUGCUCGACAAUGCGUCGAAGAAAAAGGACGAGGUGCGAAAGUGGGUGCAGUUCAUGGUGUUGGCUAUGAAGAAGACACCGUACACGCCUUUCAAGAAGUUGGCCGAGCAGGGGAAGUUCAGUGUCAAGGAGAUGGUCGACAUAAUAAAAAUGGACCGGAUUAUGCUGAGGCUGUGGCACUACGUGGAGUUCGAGUACGAGGAAAUGGAUAAGCGGGAGUGGAAUGCCAACUCCACGUUCUUCAAGUCCAAGAAGCAACUGUUGGAAGAGUUCAGGGACAAAGGUCUCGACGACAAGCUUUGGAACGAGACUAGGAAUUUUUUUACGGACUCUACGUACAUCAACAAGUGCCCUCAGUUUCUCGGGUGUCAACACGACAACAACAUCAAGAGAACGGUGGCCCUCGUCAACGACCAGCAUUUCCCGACGGAGUGGAAGCGUGUCGUCCUUUCGGUGAUCACGGGAGAUCGCGCCAAAGGCAAAAAAUACCCUCGGGGUGUUGAUGAAUGCAUCAACAUUAUGUGGACGAGGCCAAGCGCCUUGACGACGCUGGCCCAGUUUAAUGUCGACCCAUUGAGUGCCAUAGAUCAUAAGGAGGCGCUGGAAAAACUAGGGCAUCAGCUACGCUCCCACACUUGCGUGCUCGACUUGUGCGGAGCUGUGGACCGUGCGCAAUGGGACUCUGGGGCAUUCGCGUCUCUGAGUGAGUUGCUGGGCUUCGUUUGUCAAGACUACUGGAUAUUGGUGGUAUUCGUCCCCUGCCUGUGGAACCUCUCCUUCAUGACAUAUUUGUCUGCGCUUGGGGCCAUCCGAUGCUACACGGGGAAGUGGGUUCGGAAGAUGGCAGCGAAGAAGACGCAUCAGUUCGGAAACAGCGUCUGGGAGGAGGAGCCGGAUGUGAUGCACAUCCUUUUCAAAGGCGAGGAUCCUCAGCUACUGACUCACCCGAUGUACGAGGGAGCUGUUGCUGAAGACGACGCCACCGCUCUCCGUAGGAAACAGAAAGUGACACCUACGGAUGUGGAGGAGAAGUCUUUCAAGUCCUUGACUUCCGCGGACAUCGGAAACCUCACCCAGAGAGGGGCUUUGUACAAGGACGGCGAGCAGAAUCCGAAUCAGUUAUGCAAUCAGCUUCUUUUCUUCUGUGGUGUGGCGGAUGCCGUGCUAUUCUUGGGCAAGCCGCACGCGCAGGUGGUGUGGAGUCUGCUUCAGCAGGGAAGGCACGUCUUGGCCGUGGAUGGGGACACAACGCAGCUCGAAUGCACCGUGCAGUAUGUCACCCAUGAAGUGUCGUCCAAGGCUUACCCAUGCGAUUUCCACCACGUCGUGGUCGGGCCCGUUUAUGACCCGAACAAGGACAUGUUCUUCAAGUUGACUCCGAAGAAAAGGCGCCAGGGCUACCACGGAGCGAGUCGGGCCGGCGCUGUGAGCUUCAUUAAGAGGCUGGAAUAUGUGUUUUUUAACGAGAAUGUUGUCGAUCCGGCCGACUUCACUUUGGAUAACUACAAGCUGGCAUUCGGUGAGGAGGAUGACUUCAAUAUCGAGACUGAGCAGGAGGAGAGCGUUGAGGACGAUCUCUUCGAUUUGAACGGGCAAUUGGCCAUCUUCAACGCCCAAGUUUCUGAGUCGCCGUCAGUAUGCAAAUCGGGGACACCUCUCGCUACACCCACCUCGGGCGGCCCCACGCCCUUGUCCUCCUCAGCACCUGUCAAGAGGGGUGGGUUGUCCCAUCUGAGGAGUUCGCCGGGGGAGCCUAUUCGUCUCACACCGCAGCCCGAACGUCUUCGACCCGGCCAUCCAGUUCCUCCGGACCAUCCGCAUCUCGCAGCUCCUACAAAUCCCUACCACGUGGGCGACAAACACACCUUCUCCACAGCCGAAGAUUGGGGCCAUGAUAUCGUGUGGCACCCAGACCAUUUCCAGCCAGUCCUUCUCGACGGCGAAUGGGCAGUGGCUGUGAGGGACGUAAGUGGAGGGUGGAUAUAUGGCGAUCGUUGGGACCUCGAGACAUUCAAAUCUCGCGCCUACAAUGCGGUAUUGGAGAGAUUAAGUGAGGUCAAUCGACGAAGUAAGGACGACCCUGCUCUGCGCGAAUACGAGAACACGCUGUUCGAUUUAUUGCAGUCAAAUAAAUGGCUGGAAGUGUCCUCCGCGUUCUACGCCCUUCCGUCAAGCCCGUCAAUUAAGCAAGACGGCGAAGGGGAUGGUGAAGGCGGCGGGCAACGAGGUACCGGAGGUGGAAGUGAACAGCGUUCAACGAAACAGCGGUCUCUGGGGCACUCAGGCGGCGGAGAGGGGAAAAAGGGCAGUCGGGAGAAUGAAAAACCUCACAGCGGAGAGAAGACAAAGCAUCACACAGGAGACGGGCAGGGGUCCGAUGUUGACCGCGACGAGGACGGUGGGGUUUUGGCGGUGACAGGCAGCACCUCAAUGGAGACGGGGAACGACGUCAGGCCUGGGUGGAUUACACAGCCUGGCGAGCAGGACCCUGUGAUUAGCUCCACCAGCGCAACACACUAUACCGAUGCUGUUGGUGGGGCAGUUGUAGCAAAGAAUGGAACUUGCUUCGCUCAGCUCCAAAAACGUUUGGCCGAUUGUCUCGGAUAUAUCCGAACCUCGGAGACGACAUCGUCGUCCGGAACUCAGUGCCUUCCGGGAAGCGAGACGACAACAUACCACGGAUCCGGCAGCGACAAGCUCCAACCAUGUUCGGUUUCGCCUCAAAAGGAAGUUCGGAUUAAUCCGAACCCGGAAGCCAGUACCGUUGAGAGAGCACAGCGGUCUGCGGAACUCGAACGGGUGGUCCGGGUUUCCGAAAACCCUGGCGGCGAAAUUCGGAUUCAUCCAAACCAGGAGGACGUGUCCGCCAUGACAGACGACCGGUGUCAGGAUACCGUCAUGCUGUGCAUGGAAGUCCACAAGGAGCUGCAGGCAGACUGUCCGACUGAGGGUGAGUUAGCGACCAGUUUCAAUGUCGAGCCCCGCACACUCGGAGCCGAAUGCCUGGUGACGGUACACACUGAGGUAGCAGUCUUAAGCGACUCUCCGGUGAAAGCGGACAUGUCGUCGCCGUUGGAAACUGCGGUGGCUCGGAUGAAUCCGAACCAGGGCCCUGUGAGCAUGUCCCUCCCUGGUGCAGCUUUGGAGACGACCGUAAUUCAGGUUCAUCCGAGACACACGGACGAAGGACUUGACGGUUGUCGACUUCUGACGACUUUGGACAAGGACGAUUCCGCCGACGACCGGAUUGAUCCGACACUCGGCGACGUCGGGAUGGAGCAACCAGUUCAGCCGGCAUACGACGACCCCUUGUACUCCGGCCUUCACGACGAGGCGAUGGGAGAGGACGUUUUGAAGAAGUCCUCUGACGCUGUUGGAGAUAGAUUUCUCUAUUUGAGUGACGACGAUAAAGACACACCGCACAAGGACAAGAAGUUAAGGGGGGGAGAGGUGUUGUUGGACAUCCAUGGGACCUUGAGCACAACACAAUGCGACACAGUGGCGACGGAGGAAACCCAACCUGUCGAUGUUGUGGACGUCGACGCUCUUUGUUCGGAGACAGACAGACUAAAAUUUCCCGUCGCGGACGUGGAGGAUUUCCGCCAUCGGGAUGGGGAUGGAUUCAUGCCGUCGUCGGUCAUCGAUGCCGACAUCUUGAACCUGUCAAGUUUCCCUGUGAGUUUGGAGUACGUCGUCGCCGCGUCGACGUGCACGGGGGCGCCAAUUGUGUUGGGACUGCCAUCGGUGGGCUCUGGUGACGUUGAAGCUAAGCCUGGUGAGCAUUGUCUUCCUUUGCUUGCUUCCCGCUCGUCAGCCCGUUCGUGAAGUGUUGUUUGCUUCGUCGAUUUCGGGGAGGUGUGUACGAGGCCGCCAACUGGAUUUGACGAUGUGCUUCGUGAGGUGC